AUGGGAGAGUGGUCAACUGCUGGUUGGACGUGGGGUAAUUUAGGGAUUCAGACAAACGCGACGGAGGGGCAGUUUCAGCAGCUGCGGCAGGAGCUGCAAUCGCUGCAUUCCCUGUUGGAGCGUUUCAGUCCGGUGGCUGGAACAGUUGACUCCAUAGUGUGGAUGCCGAAUUCGGAGGGAGAUUACUCAACAAGAAGCGAAUACGAUAUUUUGGCUUUGUUACGUUUUGGGGAAGCAUGGAGCAAUUCUUCUCCUUCGUGUUUCUCGGUGAUUUGGGAAGCCCCGUUCCCUCAAAGAAUUAGAGCUUUCGGCUGGAGAUGUGCGCAUAAUCGUAUACCACCCAAAGAGGAGUUAUCUUUUAGAGGUAUUAAUCUCUCUGUUAAUAAUCUUCUAUGUGUUUAUUGUGCGGAGGUUGUAGAAACGUGUGACCAUCUUUUCUUGGGCUGCACCUUUGCUAAAUUAAUGUGGUUGGAGGUUUUUGAUUGGCUGGAUGUAUCGGCGAAUUUAGGAGGGGAAUUGGUCUCUAGCUUGGGCCUCUGGAUUCAGGAAUGCAGGAAUAAAGGAAUCAAGAAUGGGUUCGCUAGCAAGGUUUGGUUGGCGGUUCUAUGGAGCUUGUGGUGUUAUAGGAACGAUAUAGUCUUCAACAACGUUAAAGCUUGCCCCUCGGACUUGGGUUGGAGUGUCAAAUUUAAGGUUUGGAAAUGGUCUUGUGCCGGUAAUAUUACCUAUUCCAAGUGUGACUAUUACGAUUUUUGUAAAAAUCCUUUGUUUUUUGAAGGAUAG
Messenger RNA from Vicia villosa (hairy vetch), 783 nucleotides. RefSeq lists its product as uncharacterized. NCBI's taxonomy places the organism in Eukaryota, Viridiplantae, Streptophyta, Magnoliopsida, Fabales, Fabaceae. The transcript has a single exon. The record is from RefSeq and is a predicted model, not a curated record. The coding region runs from base 1 to 783 and encodes 260 amino acids.